Molecule: messenger RNA, 2750 nt
Organism: Leptopilina boulardi
Lineage: Eukaryota; Metazoa; Arthropoda; Insecta; Hymenoptera; Figitidae
Product: U2 small nuclear ribonucleoprotein auxiliary factor 35 kDa subunit-related protein 2-like
Exons: 5
Coding region: 591-2498 (635 amino acids)
Biological process (GO): mRNA splicing, via spliceosome
Cellular component (GO): spliceosomal complex; U2AF complex
Molecular function (GO): pre-mRNA 3'-splice site binding; metal ion binding
Source: RefSeq, a predicted model, not a curated record
UUUUGGAUAAAGUUUUUUGCAAGUUUUUCGUUGUUAUUUAUUGUGUAUGGUUGAAUAUCUUUUUUUAUUCAAGUAUAUAAACGUUUUAGCAACGUUUCACGAAUUUUACUUGAUUUUUUAAUCUUUGGUUAUCUUCAGUUAUUAAAAUGAUUAAUUCUCAGUGAAACAAUAACAGAAGACAACGGUGAUGUUUUCAAUCCUUUUUUUAUAACAAUGGUUAUUCUCUGAAUAUUCCCACUUUUAAACAAUAUUAUUGUUUAUACAAUAACAAGUUUUAAUUUUAAGCAAGAAUUCCGGUAUGUAUUUUUAAAGAAUUCGUAAAAAGUACAAAAUUUAUAAACAAAAGUGUGUUUUGUUGUUAUUCGAUUUAAUCGUAUGGACCUAUAUAAAAUAACUUCCAUGUUAAAUUUAGUAUUAAAAGAAAUUAAAAUUGGAGAAUUUUAUUCUUAACUAGUUUUUUAUUAAUAUGGCGGUUAGUCGGAAAACACGUGUAGUCAACUGCGAACGUAACGUAGUUAAUUGGCAGAAUGAUCGAAAUUGUCAAUUAAAAAGAAUUGUGAAGAGAUUUUUUAUGGUGGAAAUGUAUAGUUAUGGAUAUUAGUGUUAAUAAUAGUGAGAAAAAAGAAAGUCAUAAAGAAUGGAGACGAAAAGUAAAAAAGGAACGACGAAGACGUCUUCGUCGUAGAGCUGCUCAGGAACGUGACGCCGACGCUGAACGUCUGAGGGCGGCACUUGAAAAAACCGCGGAAUAUUCAAAUUGGAUUAAAGAACAAGAAGAAAAAGAAAAACAAGAGGAAAUUAUCAGGGAACAGGAACAAAUUCAAAAAGAACAUGAGUGGUGGGAAAAAGAGUUGAGAGCUCAGGAGGAAUGGAGAGCUCUACAAGAACGAAGAGAAAAAGCACGACAAGAACAAUUAGAACAAGAAGAAAUGAUUCGAAAGGAAUACGAGACGAAGCAAGAGGCACAGCGGCGAAAAGUAGAGGAAGAAAAACGUCGAAUAGAAAAGGAACUUAAGAGACAGGAAGAAGUACAACAGCAAAUAAAUGAUUACAUUGAUAAUGGAGCAAAGACUCCAGAAUUUUUGCGCACAAUCACAGAAACACAAUCUAAAACUGCGGAAAUUUGUCAAUUCUUCACGAAAACUGGAUCCUGCAGAUAUGGCGAUGUCUGUUCAAGAAAUCAUCAAAAAGUUGGUCUCAGUAAAGUGAUUUUAAUUCCUGGAUUUUAUUCUCACUAUUCAUUGGAAAAUAAUCCAGCCGACGGUGAUAAUGAUUCGUUUCUUGAAGUUGAUCGUUCUGAAUUGCGAAAACAUUUUGAAGAAUUCUACAAAGACGUUGUUCCUGAGCUUGAAAGUUUUGGUAAAAUUAAAACAUUAAAAUUUUGUCGAAAUUCAGAGGCUCAUCUACGUGGGAAUCUUUAUGUGGAAUAUUUUACUGAACGAGAUGCUGCAAGAGCGGUUCGAAAAUUAAAAGGCCGAUGGUUUGCACGACGACAAAUUCAUUGUGAAUUCACUGGUAUUAAAUCAUGGAGAACUGCGAUUUGUGGAAUGGCGAGAUGUCCGAAGGGCAGAUUUUGCAAUUUUUUACAUGUCUUUAGAAAUCCUAAUAACGAAUACGAUGUUAAGAGUCCACCGAGAUGGGUAAAGAGACUUGACGAAAGUAGUCGAAGAAGCGAAAGCAGGCACAAAUCGAAUUGGGAUGAUUCGGUACGUGGCGAUAUGGAUAAUAAUAGUCGAAACUGGAGAUGGGAUUCACCAGAUCCAGAACCAGAUCACAAGGAUGGUCGUCGUCGUUAUUCGGAUGAUCGUUAUCAAAAUUCGAAAAGAAAUAAUUAUCCGUCUUCCAGCAGAUUUCGUAAUCAUCACAAUGACAGUAAAGUGAAUCGUGAUUAUGAUGAUACAUCGGAUGAGGAAUAUUAUUCGAAACAUUAUAAAAAUUCAAGUAGACGUUCAAGUCGUUAUGAUGAUGAACAUAGAAAUGGAAAUGGUAAUUCGAGGCAUCGACGAUCCGAUCAUAGGAGAUAUUCAAAAAGUCAUCGUUCACGUAGUGAUCGUAGCCGACACAGAAAACGAAGUCACGAUCGAGAAAGAUCAAAAGAAGAACAUCGUAGUUCACGAAAAAAAGCGAAACGUUCGCGUAAUAUAGAAACAAAUGAUGAUUACGUGAAAGAUUCAAAAUCUAAUGAUACUAAAGAACAAAUUGAAUCAAAAUGGGACGAUGAUGUUAGUAUCGUAAAAGACAAAUCAAUGAAUGAUUCAUCGUCGAAUUCAUCGAGUUCACCCGCUUCGUCAACAUCAAAUUCUUCAAAUUCAAGCGAUAAUAACGAUGAUGAACCCGAAAUUGUUGAAAAAUUAGAAUUAAAAUCAAUUUCAAAUGAAAAAAUUGUGAAAUCAAAUCCAAAGGAACAAUUAAAAAUGAAGUCAAUUGAACAAAAAGUCACUGUUCCAGAAUAUUAUGAAUGGGAUACAACAGAAUCGGAGGACGAUGAGAAAAAAUAGUUUAAUAAUUUCUAAUUGUAAACUCAGUGAAAUGAUUAAUUUACGCAUUUAUAAAGUAUUUUUUAUAAAAUGAAGAAGAAACAAAAAAAAAAAAAACUGUUUUCCACGGAAUGUUAUUGAUAAAAUGAAAAAAAUUGUAUAGUUCUUAAUGUAGGUUAAUUAGAAGUUUAAAGAGUGAUCAAAAAAAAAGGAAGAGAGAAGAAAGAAAAUAAAUCGAGGAAAAUAAAAUCUUGAUUAUAUUUAAUCUAAAAA